GUGCUGCCUAGAGCGGGGUGGAUAUCAUCAAUCCCUUUAUAAACUCGAACAAUAAUUCCAUUGCUAUCAAAGUAGUUUCAAACAUCCAAGUGUAAAUCAGUGCUUGUUAUAGUUAAAGCAACAAAGUGUACCAAAAGAAUAGAAUGGCUGCCUUCAAGAUUGUGUUUGUUGCCGUGUGCCUGAUUGGAGCUAGCAAGGCGAGUGUUCUACUGCCAGCUGCUCGAUUCGCUGCUGCACCGGUGGCCGCCUUAGCGCCAGCAGUUCCAGCGGUUGCAGCAGUCAACACCAACUACGACCCGUUGCCACAGUAUACUUACGCGUACAACGUUCAAGACGCUUUGACCGGUGACAACAAGAGCCAGCAAGAAACCAGAGAUGGAGAUGUUGUGAAGGGCUCUUACUCGCUGGUCGAACCUGACGGCACUGUGCGCACUGUGAUCUACACUGCCGAUCCAAUCAACGGCUUCAACGCAAUCGUCCAGCGCGGCCCAUUGGUACACAAGGCGCUGGUGCCAGUAGCACCGGUAGCCAAGGUGUUCGGUUAAACUGUGUGUUAAACCGUCCUUUUUGUUGCAUUGCUUACCUAUAGAAACAUAGACUGAUGCUUACCAACCAUCAAUUAUAGUGCUGUUACCUAAGUUGUUAGUAAAUAAAAUAAUUAUGUGUCCAAUGUGAACAA
This is a messenger RNA of Armigeres subalbatus, 679 nucleotides long. RefSeq names its product larval cuticle protein A2B-like. Lineage: Eukaryota; Metazoa; Arthropoda; Insecta; Diptera; Culicidae. Gene Ontology annotation, cellular component: extracellular matrix. The transcript is spliced from 3 exons. The coding region runs from base 144 to 545 and encodes 133 amino acids. The record is from RefSeq and is a predicted model, not a curated record.